This is a messenger RNA of Spodoptera frugiperda (fall armyworm), 4338 nucleotides long. Its product is annotated as putative fatty acyl-CoA reductase CG5065. The transcript has 13 exons. Gene Ontology annotation, molecular function: alcohol-forming very long-chain fatty acyl-CoA reductase (NADP+) activity. The record is from RefSeq and is a predicted model, not a curated record. Gene Ontology annotation, biological process: long-chain fatty-acyl-CoA metabolic process. Gene Ontology annotation, cellular component: peroxisome. NCBI's taxonomy places the organism in Eukaryota, Metazoa, Arthropoda, Insecta, Lepidoptera, Noctuidae. Bases 265 to 1761 code for a protein of 498 amino acids.
GCAUUCCGUUGUGUGCAUUCGAAGCAAACGGACGGACGCGUUAAAAAAUAAAACUAAAAGUAUAAUACUAAAAUAAAAUAAAAACACGUUAAAUAUUUUAUUUUUAAAUAAUAAUAUUUAUUUAUCAGAGUUUUAGUUAAAGUAAAAUAUUCGAAAUUCGAAUGUGUUUAUUAAAAUAAAAGUGAUUUUUUAGUGUUGCGUGUUGGAUUUUUUUAUUGGAUUUUUACUUUUAUCGUGCCAUAAUUUAUUUAUUAAUUUUCGACCAUGGCGCCAUCUAUGAGCAUAGCAGAGUACUACGCAGGCAAAACGCUCUUCAUCACUGGAGCCACUGGUUUCAUGGGGAAGGUGAUGGUAGAGAAACUCCUGAGGGACUGUUCUGAUGUCAAGAAGAUGUAUCUACUCAUGAGACCUAAGAAGGGGCACAGCAGUAAAGAGAGAUUGGACGAACUUUUAAAUUUUAAGAUAUUCGAUCGCCUAAAAGCUGAAAACCCGAAACUGUUCGAGAAGUUACAAGUAGUGGCUGGAGACAUAUUGUCAGAAGACCUCGGUCUAUCGGCAGAAGACCGUCUUCUGAUACAAGAAGAAGCGCAGAUCAUAUUCCAUUGUGCUGCUUGCGUGAGAUUCGACAUGUUCCUCCGUGAUGCUGUAAAGAUGAACACCAUGGGUACCAAGAAGGUGCUGGAGCUGGCUGAGGGAGUCAAGAAUUUAGAGGCCUUCGUGCACGUGUCUACCUCGUACUGCCGCUGCGAGCUGCCACUCUUCGAGGAAAAGCUGUACCCCUCGAAGCACAGACCUGAGCACGUGAUGCACUGCGUCAACUGGAUGGAUGACGAGCUCCUCGGGCAUCUGCAGCCGAAAAUAAUCGAACCGCAACCCAACACGUAUGCCUACACCAAGUCUCUGACUGAAGACCUGGUAUCACAGUACGAGGGCAAGUUCCCCAUCGUGAUCGCAAGGCCAUCUAUCGUGGCUGCAGCAUACAAGGAACCUCUACCAGGCUGGGUGGACAACCUGAAUGGACCCACCGGUCUACUGGUGGGAGCUGGCAAAGGUGUAAUUCGAACAAUGCAUUGCAAUGAGAACUACGAAGCUGAUGUGGUGCCUGUCGAUGUGACGGUGAACGCCUGCAUCAUCCUAGGAUACCUAACGGGCAUGGAACGGCCCAAGAAGAUAAACUUCUGUAACAUCACACAGUCACAAAUCAACCCCAUCACUUGGGGCCAAGCUUUGGAUAUGGGCAGGGUCCAUGUCCAAGAGUUUCCAUUCACCGUCUGCCUCUGGUACCCUGGUGGGUCUGCAAAGAGCUCCUGGAUCGCCCACCAGUUCGCACUGUUCUUCACACACAUGCUACCAGCAUACUUUGUGGAUCUUCUCAUGUUCCUCAUGGGAAAAAAGACUUUCAUGAUAAAGAUCCAGAAGCGCAUCAACUACGGUCUGGAGGUGCUGCAGUACUACACCACCAAGGAGUGGCACUUCACCAACGACUACUUCGUCUCGCUGCAGAACCGGAUCUCCGAACGAGACAACCAGGUCUUCUAUACUAAUAUGAAGGAGAUGGACUGGAGCCAGUACAUCAGGAACUACAUCAAAGGAGCUCGGGAGUACUGCUGCAAGGAGGACCCCUCCACUCUGCCCGCAGCGAGGCGGCUACAGAAACAGUUAUACUACUUGGACAAAGCCGUGCAAAUCAUGGUGGGAUUACUAGUUUCAUACUUCAUUUAUUAUUAUUUUAACAUGUUAUAUUCUGUGAUCAGUUCAUAAUAUAUGUGAUUAAUUUAAAUAUUAAUUAAUAUUAAGUAAGAAAACAAUACUAUACAUAUAAAUAUUCAUUAAAAAAAACUGUUGGAGUAAACAGCAGCUCAUGUAGUGUAGAUGUCCAGUCAAUUUAUAUUGAAAUCUAGUUUGAAAUGUGAAUUUAUAUUAAUUAAAUGCCAAUUUUAGACUAAUUUUAGUAGGCAAUAAGCCCCCUUUUUUGAAAAUGUAUUAUAUUAUGAAACAUUAUUAUUUAAGACUUAUAUACCCCCUAUUACAUGGGACUUAUAACACAACUGGUGAAAUAAAAUUUCACUGCUCACCCCAUCUGAAUAUACUUUGAGAUUCAAAAUAGGUGAUUAGGUUAAAUAAGAGAUGUCCUUUUCUCUUUUAAAAACGGUGCCCUACAAUAGGAUUUUCUCCUGUGUCGUGUGUGCGUUUACAAACAUACAAGUUCACAUACACAUGACACCCAGACCCGAAACAAAAACUUUUUGCUGUUCUAUAUACAUAUAUCUAUCUCUUUCUUUCUAUCUAUUCUUAUCUCAAUUUACUUGUGGUUGGCAUAAUAUGUCUUCUUAAUCAAAUAUAUGAUAAAAGUAUGCAUAUACAAAUACUUCUAAUAGGGAUGAUGACGGGGUAUGAAAGUUAAAAAUCUAUUCAGUCCGUCAGUUAGGUAAUGAAAUAAUAUUAGACACGUAUUUUUUAUUUUGUCAUAUAAGAUAACAAUACUUAGAUAAUACGAAUCAAAGUUUAGGAGUGGGAGCAAAUACGUCAUUUCUAUAAAACGUAGGUACCUUGAAGUGACGUUACGCGAUAUUUCAAAUCGAUAUAUCUUCGAAAGUAUUUGCUUCCGUAAGAAAAUAAAAAAUACGUGUCUAAUGUUUUAAAAUAAUCUACAAGACGGACAUUGAAAUAAAAAUUAGUCAUCUACCCUAUUCGAACUAAACAUAAUUCUUGAUUACGUUUCUUAUUUAACUUAACCUCCUAUAUACCUUUUAUAGUUAUUAUAAAGCAGCCUGUAAUACUCUUUUAGUUAUAUUUAGAAUUAUUUAAUAUUAAAAAAGUAUCGUGACUGCCUCGUUGGUCAAGUGGUCGCAAGUGCGACUGCCGGACAAGGGGUCUCGGGUUCGAUUCCCGGGUCGGACAAAGUAUUACUGGACUUUUUUCGAAAAUUUCUCAGUAGUAGCACGGCGUCUGGAAUUAUGUACAGUAUAUGGCAAUAGACUCACCCUUACAUGGGACUAAUAACACACAAAUGGUGAAAAGUGAGUGCACAUUGUAUAGCGGCAUUACGUGUCGUAAUGAGCACCUCUGCCUACCCUUUCGGGGAUAAAAGGCGUGACGUUGCGUAAAAAAGUAUCGGCAAGUCCAGCGCAGGAUGUCUACCCACAAGGUGGGCUGAUGACCUGGUGAAGGUCUGCGACAGUCGCUGUAUGCAGGUCGCUUCCACCCUCGCGAUGUGUAGUCAAUGGGAAAGGACUAGCAUUGUAAUAAAAUAUACCUUAUGGAGAAACCUCUUAUGACUUAAUUUAAACAACAUCUAUAUAUUAAUACGUGAUGCAAAAACUUUGGACCCCUUUUUACGAAAAUUGCGCGGACAUAGGAGCAUACAAUUUGGUACACUUAUAGUUAAUGUGUAGGAGAAGUGCAGAACACUAAUAUUUUUCAAAAAUAAUGCUUGUAAAGUACAUUAAAUCAAUAAAUAAAACAUUACACACACUACCAUGCAUAUUAUCUGAUCGUAUUUGACAAAACGUCAAAAUCGACAGACAUUGCGAUAAUAUUCUCACGUCUCAAGAAUAGAGUUUUCCUGUUCAUGAUACGCCGGAAUAUAUUAAUUUUAAUUUUACAAAACUAAUAGCAAUUCGUUAAAUAAAAAUUAUCCUUGAACGUAUGUUAAGUGGUAUUGUAAAUUAAAUCGUAUAUGGUCGAAUUUCGACCACUAGGCGACCACUAGUAUUAGUUAUGACGCUUUUUUCUCUUUGAGCAAAUUUGAACACUAUUUACAAAUACGGCUUUAAAACAGCCGCGCCACAUGACCGUAACAUUCCUAGACAACCUACAACAUUACAGCUCUUCUGUGAUCAAGGAACAUGGAGCUGUUAAAACUGAAUUUAAUACAAUUUGAUUAAUUUAAUUAUUCACUUUGUUUGAAAAGUUGAAUGUUUCAUUUUCGGUUUUUGUUGAAAUAUUUAGUUGUAUUAUGCUUCUGUGGACGAGUACUACUUGUAGUUUCGUUUAAGUCAUAUGAGUGAUCUCCAUACUGUAUUAAAAUGUUUUAACAAAAAUACGGAGUCUAAAAACUAUGUCUGGUGUAUGACAAAUAAACUCACCCCCUAUUACAUGGGACUCAAAACAUAAUUGGUGAAAAGUGUAUGUUACAAUGUAUAUACUUCUGGCUAUCCCCUAUGGAAUUUAAAAAGCGUGAUGUUAUGUAAAGUUUAAUAAUAAUAAAUAUGUAGGUAUUUUUAAUUGUUUACCUCAAUAAAUAAUUAUGAUAAAAUUUGUAAAUUGUAGUUUGUAAUUCAUUAAUUAUUAUUAACUGAAAAAUGUAUUAAAUUAAAUAAAAAAAUCUUUAAAAAA